Messenger RNA from Varroa destructor (honeybee mite), 4141 nucleotides. Its product is annotated as Casein kinase Ialpha. Gene Ontology annotation, molecular function: ATP binding; protein kinase activity. Gene Ontology annotation, biological process: protein phosphorylation. The record is from RefSeq and is a predicted model, not a curated record. NCBI's taxonomy places the organism in Eukaryota, Metazoa, Arthropoda, Arachnida, Mesostigmata, Varroidae.
AUUCAGUAACAGCAGCAGCAGCAGCAGCAGCAUCAACAUGUGUGCAGUAGACAAAGCAAGCGGGCGCAUAGAAAAUGUGCGAACAGCUCAAUGGUUAGGUUCUCACUAAACUGUGUGUUUUGAUGAACACUUCGCUGUUUGACUAGCGACAUAAGGAAGAACUGCAGUAGUGGCAAGCAUACACACAGAAACACACACACGAGAAAAUUCGUGUAAAUUGUUUGUUUUUCUCAUUCACGUAUUUGUCUGUUUAGUCGAGUGUUUUGCUGUGAUUGUCUUCAGAAUUGGAUAUACGUUUACUCGUCGGUCUAUUUUGUCCUUUGAUCUCGCGCGUAGUUUGGUAUUCAAGAGUGCGUGAGUGCGUUCAUGUGUGUAGAUUUAAAAUGUUGCCGUUGAUCAAGUAGUGAAAAGCAAAAACCACAGUGGUAACCUAUUGCCAUUAUGCUCGGAUUUGAAUAGCUGUUGCGGUAUACGACAACCCGAACUCAAUGACAAUUUAACAACGAAUAAAACAGUUGACUCUAUUUGUUGGGCCGCAUAGAAUAGUUGCGGUACGUCUCCUACAACGAGGUCGUUCGACCAUUCGUCAGCCGCCGUACGUCAAAGAUGGGAAACAACUAGAUAUAUCUGUUUGCAUCCGUGGACAAAAGGGAGCAGGGUAGAUCUGUUACACGACAUCGUUCCAGGACACCGCCGUGCAAGAUCAAGAAGCAAUUGUUGUUGCAGUUGUCCUUGUUAAUAAAGUAACGGGCAGCUCAGGAAACCACCGACAACACCGAAACAGACAAUUCAAUAUUGCGUUAACAUGUCGGCCACUGGUAACUCAUCGAGGAUUGAGUUUAUCGUGGGCGGGAAGUACCGUCUAAUCCGCAAAAUCGGCAGCGGCUCGUUCGGCGAUAUCUACCUCGGACUAAACAUCACCAAUGGCGAGGAGGUUGCAGUUAAACUUGAAUCCGUAAAGGCUCGACAUCCCCAACUAUUGUAUGAAUCGAAGUUGUACAAACUUCUUCAGGGAGGCAUCGGCAUUCCUCACAUUCGCUGGUAUGGAACAGAACGAGAAUACAAUUUAUUGGUUAUGGACCUUCUCGGCCCCAGCCUCGAAGAUCUCUUCAACUUCUGCUCUCGUCGAUUCACUAUGAAAACAGUUCUUAUGCUGGCGGACCAAAUGAUCGGACGAAUCGAGUUCGUACACUCGAAAAACUUCAUACACAGGGAUAUUAAACCAGACAACUUCCUGAUGGGCAUCGGGCGCCACUGCAACAAGCUCUUCCUUAUAGAUUUUGGUCUCUCUAAAAAGUACCGGGACAACCGGACCCGACAACAUAUCCCCUACAGAGAGGACAAGAAUCUAACGGGCACUGCGCGCUACGCCUCGAUCAACGCCCAUCUGGGAAUCGAGCAAAGUCGGAGAGAUGACAUGGAGUCACUCGGCUACGUGCUCAUGUACUUCAACAGAGGUUCGCUGCCAUGGCAAGGCCUGAAAGCAGCAACCAAGAAACAAAAGUACGAAAAGAUCUCCGAAAAAAAGAUGGGCACUCCCAUUGAGUUCCUCACAAAAGGUUACCCGGCGGAGUUCGCGAUGUACCUGAACUAUUGCCGAGGGCUACGUUUUGAGGAGGCCCCCGACUAUAUGUACCUCAGGCAGCUCUUCAGGAUCCUAUUCCGUACAUUGAAUCACCAAUACGAUUAUACGUUCGACUGGACGAUGCUGAAGCAGAAAACAGGCAACGGAGCAGCGGUAGGAACCUCGAAUUCGAAUCAAGCCACCGGACAGGUAGUACCAUCGUCGUCUCAAACGGGUCAAAACGCCCAAGCGGGCACCAGCGCGGCCGUUGCCAACACUGACCUCGCCAAGAAUUAGACGAUGCGUAGGGCAGGUGAUUGGCUUACGAUGGCCAUCGACUCGACGCGGCAAGGGAACGAAUCAAAUUUUAAACUGUGCGCCCGACUAGGCACACGUUAGCAACUAUUGACCAUCUAUCAACAACUCAUCACACAACAGCUGACCAUCUACAGCGGCAGCAGUAGCAGCGGUAUCUGUCAAGAGAAAUGACGUCCAUUCUCUCCUGUUUUUGUCUCCUUUAACGGGCGUCUACGGGAAGUGUACUUAUGAGUAUCGAUCGGCCGAUCUACUACGGGUUGAAAUAAAUGUAUAUUGCCUUAGAUCACCAAUGUGGAAGGAUGGAGAGGUAAAGUCGGAACGUAAUACUCGGAAGAGAGUGACAAAAGUGUUAAUGAUUAUUUUUAUUUAGUAGCCUACAAGUUAUGUACAUCUGUCCUAUUUUCCUUACCUGCUACAUCCUUUUCCCCUUAGCUUCUUUCGAUAAAGAAAGUCCAAAACGAGGUAGAUAGAAAUAGCGUUGUUGCAUGACGAUUCAUAAUGGACUAACUGGAUGGCUGAUUAUAAGGACAAACUAUUCGUGUUUAUCCUUCUCCGAACUGUUAUUCGAUGACCUGCGCCAAGCUACCGAAGAAAAUAAUGACGCGCCGAUGGCAUGUAGAUGGUGUCGAACUGUUGAUGGCGUCUGUAUAAUGGAAAAAGAAGCAUGUGACAGCCGACAAAAUGAGUUGGUUAAAACAAUGCAAUGGCGAUGGAGCAGUUGGCGAAAGUCAUAACAACGAUGAUGAUGGAAAUAAGGAACGAAAAUACUUGCUGAUGAUAGAAGACGUUUUUUGUGUUUUAGUGAAUAAUAAUUAAAAUGGAUAGGGUGCGAUGAGGGGUGAUACGUAUAAGAGAUACGGGCUUGUAGGAGUGAAAGACAGAUAAACAAAGCAAAGAGAAGAAGUGAAGCAGAAACUGAUAGAUAAAAAGGAGGCAGUAUAUAGGAGGGAGUUAGAACGACAAAAAAAGAUCCCAACGAGCGACUGGCUGACACUAACAAUUAAGGGUUAAAAGUCAGCGCUACCUGGCAGGGCCAGAUGGAUACAAAAAUGCUUGACUCACAAAUACAAUACAAUUACUUCUAUUGCUAUAAUCACUACCGCUACCACGACGACUAAACAUCACAAUCACAAUGACGAUAUGUUGAUCAUGGUUCGAGAGUAUUGUUGGGAGGUGCGAGUGGCAGGUGCUUGUUACAUAAGAACACUCAUUGAAAUACAGACAUAACUACACUGAUUUAGACCGAGAAGAAGAAAUGCAGAUGGCCAGCCAAAGCACACGAGCGUUCCAACAAACACAACAGACAACACACAGAAUUCAUAAACAUAUAAAGAACAGGACCUGUAAGCAACAGUAAAACCAAUACAUAAGGAAAACGACCGGCGGGCAUGCGUUGGAAUAUACGUAGGUAGGCCGUGAAGUGGGUUGUGUGAUGUGGGCGGGGUGUGAAAAAAGCAGAAUGGGUGGUAGUUGUGGUUUUGAGUAGUAUCUAUCUACUACAAAAUAAUAAAUAAUAUGUAGACAAGGACCUCCGGUGAAGUGAUGAAGGUGAGGUGAAAUAAGGUAGUGGGCUGACCUGACAGUGGGAAGGUAGAUAGAUACAAAAGGUCGUAUGUUAGUAGGGAAAUCGACAUGCAGAAAAACAAAUUGAUGCGAGAAAAUCAUCAUAAUGCAGAUGAUGACGUGGUGGUGGUGUUUAUUUUAAUUAUUAAUUACUGCGAUACUAAUACGGAGAGAUUGUAGUGAAGUGGUGAUUGAUUGACUGGCAACGAUUUGUGGAGAAGAGUAACAUCAGUAUCAGAACCAGCGGCCAUUAUAAUUAAAUGGAAGGAAAAAAAGCAACAAUAGUAAUAUGAUGGCGAUGUAGUGUGAGCACAAGAAAUCGGCGGGUGAGGUGUUAUAUAUAAAGAAUCAACGAAAAAACGCAACCCUGUGGUCAAAUAUCUAAAGAGAAGCAGUUAGGGAGCAUAUUUAACUCGUGUAUACUCGUGGCCGUUAUGAUAAGAACAAUAGUAAUACUUAAUAAUAGAGAUGUCAAUAUGAGGAGAAGAUAACAAACAGAAGAAAAAGUACUGCUACUGCAAACAGUAAUAGGGAAAAACGGCGGUGGCCUGGACAGCCGGAGCAGAAGCGGUGACUGGCCUGGUUAUACUGAUGAUAAUUAUGAAUAAAAACACUCGAUGAUCACAAUAGUCGAUGGCAGGCGGUGGUGACAAUUAUGAUGAACGCGCUCAUGGCUAUUGUACGGUGACAAAGACA